Messenger RNA from Spodoptera exigua (beet armyworm), 5006 nucleotides. Lineage: Eukaryota; Metazoa; Arthropoda; Insecta; Lepidoptera; Noctuidae. The record is from the annotation of a GenBank genome assembly.
AUUCACUUUGUUUGCUUUGUUUUGAACGUAGUGCCCAACAAGUUUGAAUUGUGCUGUGAUUUUUAUACUACAAAAUAAUAAAUGAAUAAUUAAACCUGCGUUGAAAUAUGGAUUAGCUUGCGACUAAGGGAAUGAGUAGUGAGCCGGAAAAAUGGAUACCCACAAAAGGCUGCUGCUGCAGAAGUAUCAGCAGGACAUCAUCGAUGAUCUAGAUGUGACGUACAUCUACGACGAGCUGUUCGCGAAGUCUGUUAUUUCCGCUGAAGAGUUCGAUCUCAUUCUCGGCCUUACUUCACGCGUCGACCAAGCUCGCUUUCUACUAGACUCGUUGAUUCGCAAUGGUAGCAACAGGUCCUAUGAAGCUUUUGUAGACAGCCUACACAAGGACUACAGUUGGCUUUGGGAGAAAUUGGCUAUUGAGAACAAUAACCCGAUGCCUAAUGACAGCUUUGAGGACAGCCUCAGCAGGGGUGAUGUGCCUAGACUACCGGAUAACCAUGUGAGAAGAACGAAAGUGGAACAAAAUGUAGCAGAGAAAUUGAAGUCGCUGGCGCGACACAAAGUCCUCGUGCUACACGGUAUGUCUGGCUCAGGGAAGACUUGUGUGGUCCUCAGCGCUUUACGAGACAACCCUGAUUUGGUCACCAACAACUUCAAUGGCGUCGUGUUCUGGUUAAACUUCGGCAACUGCAAGACUGACGAUGACAUUAUUUUCCAACAAAGCAAAUUACUAAGAAAAGCCUCAUCAAUGUACACGCAAAAUUCGUACAUGAACUCAUCGAUUUCUAUGUCAAGCAUCGGUUCUAAUGGCGACAGUCACUCGUCCUCUAAUUACGACUGGACAAUGAACGACCUUAGAGACAAAUUAAGGGCACAAUUCGCUGAACCAUCUCUGAAGGAAUGCCUCCUUGUGUUGGAUGAAGUUAAUGACAAAAAGUGUUUGGAAGCGUUCGACAUCGGCUGCAAGAUUUUGGUCACGACAAGAGAUACUAAUGUGGUUACUUAUUAUGCUCCACAAAUUAUCACAAUAGAAAACAGUUUAGAAGAAAAGGAAUCUUUGGAAAUCUUCGCCCUAUCGCUUGAAGUGCCUGUAUCUAAGCUACCGUGGCAAGCGAAGAAAAUCCAUGAGCUUUGCAAAGGCAGCCCUUUUAACAUCGGCCUCAUUGGAGCACAACUAGCAGAAAACAGGGAAAGACUCAUUGACGAUCCAAAACGAUGGAAUUAUUAUGUCAAAGAAUUAAAAAAGAAGAAUCAUUUUUCAUUCAUCUCAAUAAAUCAAACUUAUAAUCCGAUGAAAACAAUCGAAGUAUGCAUCAACUCGCUAAACCAGAAUGUGUUACCAUUGUUCAAAAAACUAAAAAUUCUUCCCGACAACGUGAAAAUUUCUGCCAAAGUCCUAAGCAAAUUGUGGAACAAAGAGGAUUCGCAGGUGGAAUCUAUCAUGAAAGAGUUGCGUAGUAAAUCCCUCAUCAUCGAAGUGUAUGAUCGAGAUCAGAGGAACUACUUGUAUGAGAUCCAUGAUCUUAUUAUGAAGUACUUGAAGAGUACUGGGGAAGAUGAUAGUAAGAAGUUACACACUGAGUUCCUAAAUAGUUAUCACUAUAAUACUACAAACCCACCGCUAGAGAUCAUUGAUGAUGGCUACAUCGCCUUCUACAUUGGUUACCAUAUCAAGCACACGGAUAAUUACAACGAUAUGUGGACGUUGUUCAACAAAUUGUUCCUGAAUUUGAAGUUUUUGGGCAACAAAGUAAGGUUGACGGGACCAGCCGACGUGAUGUCGGACCUGCAGAACUAUGAGCCUUACAUUGUCAGAUAUGAGCUAGACAAGGAACUGAUUAGCAGCACCAAAGCUUUCCUCAGCACACACGGGACUGACCUAUUUCAUUACCCCUGCACUGACAUUAUUCAGAGUAUACUACAAAACGAAUCCAAAGGCAUAUUAUAUUCGAAAGCAUCGCAAAUUGCCCAAGAGAAUUGCAAUAAUAAUGAGCUGUAUUUUGAUUUUCUGCAUGAGCAGAACGUGGAUGAAAUCAAACAUUCAACUAUUGAUGUUAAGGAAAAGAUCACAGCUGUGUGCUUUCUAAGGGAUUACGUACUUGUGGGUACUAACUCCGGUAUCAUUAAGUUCUUCCACAUCGUAACAAACAAACUGAGGAAGGAGCUCCGUGGUACCGGAUCACCAAUCAAAUGGAUCGGAGUGUCCCUAAUGAAGAACCCGCCAGUCGUCGCCGCGUUAGCUUACGAUGGCGUCAUCAAACUAUGGUACGUCGAUGACGUGGACAAUGAAGAGAAUGACGAUGUUAUCGAAGAAGAACCAGAGGAAUGCUACAAUAACACAUACGCGGACGUUGAACAAAUUCAGGGCUCAUAUCUCAACUGUAGAUGGGCGAACAAUGAAGAAUACCUUAUAAUGCACACAAGCAAAAAGAUCGACUUCUACAAUCCUUCUAGAAGCGAAAAGAACAAAAUUUUCAAAACAAUACAAGACUUUGAUAGAGAUAGAGAGAUCGUUUGCUGUGUCCCUUGUAAUUAUGAUAAGAAUGUCAUUGUUGCUACCGAUGGACCGGUCAAAAGAGUUGAAGUCAUCGAUUUGAAGACCAGGGAACGAAUCAUCACGUUCGAUGAGUCUGAUAUUGUUUUAGACAUGGUUACUGUUCCUCGUAGCAAUAAAAUUAUAACACUAAAACCGAACGAGAUUAUGGAACAUGAGCUUCGAGUGAACACGAAUACAAUCAAACAGAACACGUGUUGUUGCCGACGUGUAAUUACCAGUGAUGAUAUAAAGGACAAUAUGUUUUUCAUUGCACUCGCUGUCAAUAAAACUGGGACCCUCCUCUGUGUGGCUACUGACGACAGUCGAGUUGUUUGUGUUGACCUCAAGACUUAUACCCGGUGUUUUGAUCUUGAGAAUCGGAGGGGGAACGUGGUAGCAAUGGCAAUGAGCGAGAUGAUGUGGGACGAAUUUGAACCCGGCUCAGACGUACUACUUACAGGCACUGGGUCUAUUGAAGACUCCGCUAAAGUGUGGUACUUGGAUGCGUCAUACAUCUCACAAACAGCGCAACGGACUGGGAGAGUUCGUCUAACAACGAAAUUCGAUGUGAGUUUCGUCAACCCACUAUCGCCACACACACCAAACUCACUGUCCCCGAGUAGUAACACAGAGAGCGUACACACAACACCAAAGAGACAUCAGUCAUUUAACCAUAGAGAGGUCCAACCUAAAAUGCUACUUAAAAACUCCAUGAGUCUAGACAGAAGUGCUCUAAAGCCAUUGAAUUUGAAAGGAAUAUGUAAUAACAACGACGGUGUGCUCCAACCUCUCCUCGCAGUGGUUGAUGAUAAGAAUAAUAUACAGGUAAUGCGCGGAAGAAAAGUACUAACGGAAAUCUCAGAGCAAUCAGACAGAUCAGAUUGCAUUACAAGAGUGAAAAUCUCUCCUUGCAAUCUAUACAUUAUUUACGGAUUAAAAUCCGGUAUAGUAAAGAAAUACACAAUUCGGACGAAGGAAACUGUACCUAUAAUGGAUGUUUAUAGCCCAGUGCAAUAUUUAAACUUCGUUAAUCCGAAUUUACUAAUCGUCGCUGGAAAGAAUACUUGUUUAAUGGCCUACAAACUGACGCCCGCUGGUGAUUGGAAACCUGAAAUGAUGCAGAGAGGAAACACCAAUCUUGGUUCCCAAGAAAUACUUAAUGAUAUUCAGGGUUUUCCCAAAAAGAAUGGUCACUCAGAAAGACUGUCGAGUUCAAGCAGUGAAACAAGCAUUAGUUCUCGAGGACGGACCUUCCGAUGUGAAGAGUACAAAAGCCUUUGUAAGGGCAGCGGACUAGUUGACUGUUUCUGGGUAAAGGACCUGGGCAUCGUCACAGUGGAAUUCAAUGCUACCAUCAAGUUAUGGGGAAAGAAUUUAAAUCUUCAGACAAUACUGAAUGGAAGACAGUCUGAUGUAUACAUAACUUCGGCCGCUUUACAAAAUAAUAUCCUCGUCAUUUGUGAUAGGAAGAAUACAACGUUUCAGACAUUUGAACUCAAAAUGAAUGAUGGGGUGGAACUACAGACUAUCGAAGAGUACAGACUGAACAAUGUAAUUGUGUCGUGCGACCUCACUUCGGACGGGAAUAUUCUAGCGCUUGGGCUGGACUCUGGGAAUGUUGUGGUAUGGAACGUCCGAGGUCGACGUCAACUAGGCCUGCUAAAGCAUCACAAGUCCAAAGUUCAUUCUUGUUCAUUCUCACCCGUCCCUGAACGUUCAAACCGCAAUUCGAUGACGUCAUCACCGCAUCCUAUACAAUCGCCGUACCACUUGUCGACCUCACAGGAUGAUGACGGGGACAGUGAACAACCGCCAUUAGUACUGGUUACCAUGGCAACGGAGAUUGUUUGGUGGAAUAUCACGCAUGUUAUGAAGGCGUCCAAGUAUAAGAUUGGGAAGAGAAGCUACAACGUGAUGACACCAUUAGGCAGUCCGUUAGAAAGCAGGAAUGAGACACCAAAUGCUAGUUUGAAUCACUCUAACUCGAUCAAUUCAGGCAACACUUCCAAGUGCAACUAUUUCUUUGGAGACGGAGACUUUUUACCCCAACAGUGCUGGAAGGUUAUUUGGAAAGGGAAAUCGUGCAAACGAGGUUCAAAAAGAAAAGAAAUCUUAGCGUGCGUCAAGCUAUCAGGUAUGCACGCGAAAAGACUAAGUCAUGACGAAAAAUUCUCAUGUUUCGUCACAGUCGAUAACCCCGGACAUAUCCAUAUUAUGAAUGUUAUGCGCUCAAACAAAACAUAGCGUACAAUUUAUAUGUUACUCUAAUAUUACGUGAAGCAAUGAUCAUUAUGCUUUAUACAGACCUUUGUCUACUUCAAUUUGUCAAAUGAAUUUUAACUUUAUUCUAAAGAAAUAAAGUUGAGUAAACAACGACGUCUUUGCAGUAGUUAGUCUUAUUCUCUGUGCCAAUAGAAACACGGCAUCUGUAAUGUUCGACCAGUGACUUGUGACAACCCUUGAAGUCAUG